This is a messenger RNA of Rubroshorea leprosula, 572 nucleotides long. Lineage: Eukaryota; Viridiplantae; Streptophyta; Magnoliopsida; Malvales; Dipterocarpaceae. The record is from the annotation of a GenBank genome assembly.
AAUUGAAAAUUUUGCCUGAAGUGUAUUGCCUUCGCCGGCAUUGAUGUAACUCAGCGUUGGCCCACUGGGUAUAAGGCCGUAAUCUGGUAUGAGCAGUACACGGUCCGUUAUUCAAAACGGUCGAUCAUCUCCAUCAUGACCACCGACCCAAAUGAAGAUUGGGUGAUUUAUCGGGAUGUUCUAGAACCGGACCGGUUUAAUCAGCUUGUGGCGGGGGCGGUGAAAGAUAUAGCAAAACGGGCUGCGAAUGCUCUGGCAGGGGCUAAGAAGUUUGCGACCAAAGAAGUGAAAUUUAACGAGUUUCGAGACGUGUAUAACCUCGCACAGUGCAUGCCAGAUAUGUCCGGCGAAGAAUGCAACAGAUGCCUUCAGUUUGCAAUCGGAGGCUCACCGUAAUGUUGCAGCGGAGAAGAGACAGGAUUUGCGUUGUACCCAAGUUGUAUUCUUAGAUAUCAAAUUACCCCCUUUUAUUGCCAAACCGAAGCUGCAGCACUGCUGUCUGGGCCGCCUACUCGACCUCCUGUAAAUCCUCCAUCUCCAGGUCAGGCUAUUAAGAAAAAAAAACUGAAUUC